AUUUUGUUAACCCCUUCUCUCUCCUUAAAAAGCACCCGCUAUGCCUGCAGAACCGAAAGCUGAAGCGAACAAUGAAGCUGACUACAUCACUGUCAGCCCGUUUAUUCGGUAUAUGAACCAUGCCCUGGCCGGGAUCACAGAGGCACCGCGCAUCGCCGUGCGGGUCAACCCGAAAACGAUGGACGUCGAGUACGAGCCGACAAAGCUGUGGGUAAAAAACACAGCAACAGUAGCAUUAUUUGGAGCAACGGCGUGGGCCAUCUGGUAUCGGAGGAGGCGCCUUGAGGCCGUGAACGGGUUGCUAUCGCUGGCUGGAGCUAGUCGCCCUGUACUCGCCGGGCUUGCGUGGACCACAGGUAUUGCAGGUGCAUUGAACCUUCGCCGAGUCAAGCAGGAUUCGCUCGACGACUAGAUACGUGUAUGCGUCUGUGGCUUGCCACUAUUUUGUGCUUUUCUUCUCUCCUUUGAAUAUACGCUC
Messenger RNA from Linderina pennispora, 478 nucleotides. RefSeq lists its product as uncharacterized. The record is from RefSeq and is a predicted model, not a curated record. NCBI's taxonomy places the organism in Eukaryota, Fungi, Kickxellomycota, Kickxellomycetes, Kickxellales, Kickxellaceae. The transcript has a single exon. The coding region runs from base 41 to 412 and encodes 123 amino acids.